AUGGCUGUCCGAGCCUCAUUUGAAAACUCCAACGAAGUGGGCGUGUUCGCGACCCUCACAAACUCAUACGCACUCGUCGCCGUCGGUGCAUCAGAGAACUUCUACAGUGUCUUCGAAGCAGAGCUCCAAGACGUCAUUCCCAUAUGCCACUGCACCAUCGCCGGCACGCGCAUCAUCGGCCGUCUCACAGCUGGUAAUAAAAGAGGCCUGCUAGUUCCGACAUCCACAUCCGACCAAGAGCUGCAACACCUGCGAAAUUCGAUCCCGGAUGAUGUGAAAAUCCAACGGAUUGAAGAGCGAUUAUCAGCGUUGGGCAACGUCAUCUGCGCGAACGAUCAUGUCGCACUUGUACAUCCGGAUCUCGAGCGCGAGACGGAGGAGAUCAUCGCCGACGUGCUCGGCGUCGAGGUUUUCCGCCAGACGAUCGCCGAUAACGUUUUGACGGGCAGCUACAUGUCGCUUUCGAACCAGGGCGGGCUCGUGCACCCGAAGACGUCGAUUCAAGAUCAGGACGAGCUGUCAAGUCUGCUACAGGUGCCCUUAGUCGCAGGAAGUGUCAACCGUGGUAGCCCGGUGGUUGGUGCCGGAAUGGUCGUGAACGACUGGAUGGCCGUCACUGGCUUGGACACCACUGCCACCGAGCUCAGCGUGGUGGAAUCGGUAUUCAAGCUCGGCGAGGGCAUGGGCCCUGGUGCGAUCAACACGACGAACAAGGAGACAAUGGUCGAAUCAUUCUACUGA
This is a messenger RNA of Dissoconium aciculare CBS 342.82, 741 nucleotides long. RefSeq names its product eukaryotic translation initiation factor 6. Gene Ontology annotation, cellular component: cytosol; preribosome, large subunit precursor; nucleolus. The record is from RefSeq and is a predicted model, not a curated record. The transcript has 3 exons. Gene Ontology annotation, biological process: maturation of LSU-rRNA; cytosolic ribosome assembly; maturation of 5.8S rRNA. Gene Ontology annotation, molecular function: ribosomal large subunit binding. Lineage: Eukaryota; Fungi; Ascomycota; Dothideomycetes; Mycosphaerellales; Dissoconiaceae. Bases 1 to 741 code for a protein of 246 amino acids.